This is a messenger RNA of Cottoperca gobio, 3141 nucleotides long. RefSeq names its product transmembrane protein 41B (gene tmem41b). Gene Ontology annotation, biological process: autophagosome assembly. The transcript has 7 exons. The coding region runs from base 125 to 970 and encodes 281 amino acids. NCBI's taxonomy places the organism in Eukaryota, Metazoa, Chordata, Actinopteri, Perciformes, Bovichtidae. The record is from RefSeq and is a predicted model, not a curated record. Gene Ontology annotation, cellular component: endoplasmic reticulum membrane.
UAAAAGGUCAGCCUGUGUAACGUGUCAGCAGGCUGUCACCACACCGGUGUCACUCACUUCACCCGUCGGCUGUUGCUGUUUCACACAUCGGUACCUUAGCUGACCUCAAAGUUAUCUUUGUAAAAUGGCUAAAAAGCGGAGAGAAAGACGAGAAAACGACGGUGUGUCCUCUGAACAUGAGGAUGUGAAGGCGGAGGACACACAAGAAUUAAAAGAGGCUCAACCUACUGAAGGGGGUUCAGCACGCAUGUCUCUCCUAAUUCUGGUGUCGAUCUUCACUUUCGCUGCCUCAGUCAUGUACCUGGUGUACAGGAACUUCCCAGAGCUUCCUGAUGAUGAGAUGGAGAAACUCAAGAUCCCUAAAGACAUGGAAGAUGCUAAAGCUUUGGGAACUGUGCUGUCCAAAUACAAAGACACAUAUUACUCCCAAGUGUUGGUGGCCUACUUCGCAACAUAUAUUUUCCUUCAGACGUUUGCAAUCCCUGGAUCUAUCUUCCUCAGCAUCCUGUCUGGAUAUCUUUACCCUUUCCCCUUGGCUCUUUUCUUAGUCUGCUUGUGCUCUGGCCUUGGUGCUUCCUUUUGCUAUUCGCUAUCAUAUCUGGUGGGCAGACCCAUUGUCUACAAAUAUCUCACAGAGAGAGCACGGAAAUGGUCCCAGCAGGUUGAAAAACAUAGAGAUCAUUUAAUCAAUUACAUCAUCUUCCUGAGGAUAACUCCCUUUCUUCCCAACUGGUUCAUCAACAUCACCUCACCUGUCAUCAACGUGCCUUUGGGGGUUUUCUUCAUUGGUACCUUUCUCGGAGUUGCACCGCCAUCCUUUGUAGCGAUCAACGCGGGUACAACACUGUACAAGCUGACCACAGCUGGCGAGGCCGUGUCCUGGAACUCCCUGGCUGUGCUCGGUGUCCUCGCCGUGCUCUCGAUCUUGCCCGUCUGCUUCCAGAAAAAGCUGCAGAAGAAACUAGAGUAGAACAUUAAACACCUCAGCACCUCAUCUGCUGGCUGAUCCCGGCAUCCCCUUGCCCUCGGCUCAGGAACGUGCAGCUGUCACUCAAGUUGCUCUGCCUCAGUCUCAUACUCGGCUGCUGGCGGUAGAAUCUCUGAUCACUGGCACAAUAAGCACUCCUUGACCACGAAAUGCAUGCAGUGGUGGGUUGUUCCUGAUGUUAAGUGUAAAGUGGCUGCUGCUUGCACAAGUUUUUUGGUUUCUGUGAAUUUUGUUGAUUGUGGCACAUCUUGUAAAUUUGAUUUUUUUUUUCUUCCAUUUUUUUUAAGGCACUGCUCAUUAUUUUAUGAUUCUUACCAGACAAUGAAAGGUGCUACGUAUAGGAUGCUGAAGUAAAACUCAUCAUUCUGAUACUUUUUCAUGGUGAAAGUGUUUCUUUUGUCUUGUUAGAAACUGCUAAAAACAAUGUCAUCAACACCUUGUUGAGGCUGUUGCAAGCAUUUUCUUUUAAUUACCAGAAAAACUUUUACUAUUGCAUUUGCUUUGACAGUAGCAUAUCAAUCUCUACAUCCUGUUUGUAGCACCUUUUUAACUUCCACUCCCUUUUUUAAUAUUUAUGUUAACAUGCUUGUGUCUAAUUUCAACCUAAUGAAGUGUACCACCACAGCAAUAACGGUCACACUACUGUUGAAAGUGGAUUUUAGUUUUGAUAACUGGUGCUUGCCCCGGUAAACAUAUGCAGUGUGAGGAAAGAAUGAAAGUGUGAUGACUGAUCUUAGUAGGUGCUACUGUUGUUGACAUGUGGGCGAGUUUCUUGUUCUUCUUUGAAAGGUGCCUGGAGCCACACACAUUUCCACCCACUUUUGUUCAUAUUAGCCACUGUAACUUUUAAAGAACAGACUAAUCUGAUGUAAUAUUAAGUCACAGGACAUCCAUAUUGCAAGAUGCCCAACUACAAACAUUUCCCAAUUUAAAUUUGUAAUUAAGAAAUGAACAUUGAUUAUGCCAACACAACUGAUUUAUGUAUGCAACCCAGAAAAGUUAAAAAACCAAACAAUCAUCUUGGUUUGUAAAUUCAAAAGAUCCAAGGUGAGAAGAGUUCCAAAAUGUUGCAUAUGCGUCUCCGCCCCACGAAAUUGUUUGCUAUGCCAUCAGAAAUGGAAAUGUUGUCCGUACCAUGGAUGAUACUUCAGUGCCCUCAAAAAGACUGCCAGCAGACUGAGUUAACGAAGCCUUACCUUGCUUUUUACGUCACCGGGUGAAAUGUAUUAUGAUGCCUGAUCUGUGUUUUUAGUGUUCUCUAAAUUGUUUUGAAUGGCUAAUGUGUCCUGUGCUCUUAAGGCUUACUGAAUUUCUUCAUUUAGAUUUUUUUUUUUUUGUGCCCGUGUACCAAGGUAACUUAUUACUACUGUUUAAAAACGCUCUGGACGGUUACUAGAGACAUUGAUGCAGUGAAUGUACAUGAAGGUAACUUAUUCCAACACAUUUUUCUUUAAUCUCCUGUAAUAUCACAUUUAUAGAGGCGGUUGGUUUGGUGCGUUUAAGAUUUCCUGUUUUUACUUUAUUAUUCAGCAGAUUUAUUGUGUACUGCUGUAGGAUUAUUAACCUCUCAAACCCAGAUACAUAAACCUCAAUUUAUGGGAAGCUUAAAUGGUUCUACUUUAUGAGGAUACUUAUGUUUUAGCAUAUUCUGCUUUCAUACUUUUUGGAGCAGGAUGUUGAUUUUUAUGGUUCUUACUGUUUUAUGAGAGCAGCAUUGUACAACUGGUGUACAUUGUUUUGGAAAAUGCAUCUUUAAAAGCAAGUGAGAAAUGCUAUAAAUUGCUCCUAAAAAUUGUUUUUGUCCUAAUAUUUAAAUAAAGCUUUAUUAAUUUGGAAGUUCUCCAUAAUGCCAAAUUUGCCAAGACAUGACAGAUGAUACAUUUGAAUUGAUUUUAUUUCUCUAUUUGCUACAAUAUUAAAAUCUAAACGUACUCAAACUGGAUAUAUUAUUGCUGUUUUAUUUUGUUCCCUUACCCUAUCAAAGAUAUAGUGAUAUAGUAACUGUUAACAUUUCAAAAAGCACUAUAAUUUUAUACUGAACAGUAAUGUAUUGCAGUACGAAGUGUUUACAGUUUGCACAUUUCUGUCCUAUCUAAUCAAAUUUAGGUUUUCUUUUUUAUAUUUAUUGAAUCAUUAAAAUUAUCUUUACAGAA